GUUUUCCUUGCUGAUUUCACAACAGAAAUAUUAGAUUUGCUUGAAAAAGGCAUAUUGUAUAACGGUGAGGUACUGACACUCGUUAUAUUUGGAUUUGUUUGCGAUGCGCCGGCAAGGGCUUUCAUUGCUUACACAAAAACACACAGCGGUUAUUUCAGUUGCUCAAAGUGUACAGAGGAAGGGGAUUUUGAAGGUAGAAUCGUAUUUUUGAACGAGAAAGCCCCAUUGCGUACCGAUGCAACUUUUCGAAGUCAACGACAAGACGAGCAUCACACAGGUCGGUCAAUUUUAGAGCAGUUGCCAAUUGAUAUGGUGGCCACCUUUCCCCUAGAUUACAUGCACCUUUGCUGUUUGGGGGUCAUGCGUAAAUUGUUGUGGCAAUGGAUAAAAGGUCCUCUUUCGUGUAGAUUAAGCCAAACUCAGAAAAACACAAUCUCGAGCUUUUUAAUUUUUUUGGCAAGUUACAUUCCUUCAGAAUUCAGUCGUAAAUCGCGGUCGUUAGCAGAAUUAGCAAGGUGGAAAGCCACCGAACUAAGAGAAUUUUUAUUGUAUACUGGUCCGAUUGUAUUGAAAAAUGUGCUACCAAAACGCCUUUACGAACAUUUCCUUCUUUUUCAUGUUGCGGUCAAACUUUUGGUAGCACAACAUUUCUGCAAAGAGUUUAACGACUACGCCAAACAGUUGCUUGUGUUGUUCGUGACGGAGGCAAAAGAAAUUUACGGCAAAGAAUUUCUCAGCUACAACGUUCAUAAUUUAAUUCACUUGGCAGACGAUGUACGUCACUUUGGCAAUUUUGAUUCUUUCAGCGCUUUUGCUUUCGAAAAUUAUCUGCAGGACAUUAAACAUCUUUUGCGAAAACAUAAUCAACCCUUAGCCCAAGUUAUCCGAAGACUUGAUGAGAUCCAGUUAAAUCUAGUACCACGGAUAAAUUGUGCUGUCUCACCUUUCGUAUUGAAAAAGAAACACACUCAAGGGCCGAUGAUAAAUGGCUGUCGUGGCGUUCAGUUCAAGUUUCUCCAAUGUCACUCAUGGACUUUUCGUACAGAUAACGAUGCAGAUUGUUGCGCAAUUCUUCAGGACCAAACGAUUGUAAAAUUGCCAAUUUAUUGA
Messenger RNA from Daphnia magna, 1110 nucleotides. RefSeq lists its product as uncharacterized. The annotation marks the transcript as partial. Lineage: Eukaryota; Metazoa; Arthropoda; Branchiopoda; Diplostraca; Daphniidae. The transcript has a single exon. The record is from RefSeq and is a predicted model, not a curated record.